Ictalurus punctatus (channel catfish) is the source of this 3199-nucleotide messenger RNA. It is a transcript of the gene clpxa, whose product is annotated as caseinolytic mitochondrial matrix peptidase chaperone subunit Xa. Gene Ontology annotation, biological process: protein catabolic process; proteolysis. The transcript is spliced from 14 exons. Gene Ontology annotation, cellular component: mitochondrial matrix. Gene Ontology annotation, molecular function: zinc ion binding; protein dimerization activity; ATP hydrolysis activity. NCBI's taxonomy places the organism in Eukaryota, Metazoa, Chordata, Actinopteri, Siluriformes, Ictaluridae. Bases 338 to 2215 code for a protein of 625 amino acids. The record is from RefSeq and is a predicted model, not a curated record.
CCAUUCAAGCAGGCUAACACAAGUUCUCAGCUAGGUUAGCAUGACACCUAGUUAGCUUUGCUUUGUCACUGAGAACACAUUGCUUUUAGAUUCUUGUGCACUUUAAUUAACCUAUGGACAUUUCCUGAAAUAACUGAUAUAUUAUCUUUGCCCUAAACAGUGCAGGUUCGCACUAGAUCUAUUAUUAUUUCACCAACUUAUUUCCGUUGACAAGCUUAGUAAGCUAACACCGCUAAUUGAAUGGUAUGGUGGUUAGCUGGUUAGCGUAGCAUUUCAGUAUUAGCUAGUCCUUAGCUAGCUGAUUCAGCAUAACAAAAAUAAAACGAAGCCGGAAAACAUGUCCUGUGCAUGCACUUCAGCGGCACGAUUGCUCAUAAAUUCAGCUCACAAAGGGUUCUCAGGUUCCAGAGUGCAGCUGCUCUCUCUGAGCCGGCCAGCGACUCAUGAAAUCCGUCUGACACGAAGCGUCCCUGUCAGGCCCUUCUCCGAGUCAUCCGUGUAUUAUGCGUCUAAGGACGGAAUCAAAGAUGGAGAUGGUGGAAAGAAAUCUGUGAGUGAAGGAAGUGGCAAAAGAUCCAGCUCGGGCAACUCGGGGAAAGGUGGCAGUCAGCUUCGUUGCCCCAAAUGCGGAGAUCCCUGCACACAUGUGGAAACAUUUGUUUCCUCAACUAGAUUUGUCAAAUGUGAAAAAUGUCAUCACUUUUUUGUGGUGCUCUCGGAAACGGACACUAAGAAGAGUCUGAAUAAAGACCCUGAAUCAGCCGCUGAAGCUGUGAAGCUGGCCUUCCAGCAGAAACCCCCACCACCCCCCAAAAAGAUCUAUGCCUAUCUCGACAAGUAUGUUGUGGGUCAGGACCAUGCAAAGAAGGUGCUGUCAGUGGCUGUGUACAACCACUACAAACGCAUUUAUAACAACAUGCCAGCCAGCUCCAGACAGCACCAGGCAGAGGUGGAGAAGCAGGCCUCUCUCACACCCCGAGAGCUAGAGCUAAGACGUCGGGAGGAUGAGUACAGAUUCACAAAGCUGCUGCAGAUUGCAGGGAUCAGCCCCCAUGGUAAUGCUUUAGGAGCCUCCAUGCAGCAGCAGGUGAACCAGCAGGCCCCACAGGAAAGAAGAGGAGGAGAUGUGCUUGACUCCACCCACACUGACAUCAAGCUGGAGAAGAGCAACAUCGUAUUGCUGGGCCCCACAGGCUCUGGUAAAACUCUUUUGGCCCAAACUCUGGCUAAGUGCCUGGAUGUCCCUUUUGCGAUCUGUGACUGCACAACCCUCACGCAGGCCGGCUACGUAGGCGAGGACAUUGAGUCGGUCAUUGCCAAGCUGCUGCAGGAUGCCAACUAUGUUAUUGAGAAGGCUCAGCAGGGUAUUGUUUUCUUGGAUGAAGUCGAUAAAAUUGGCAGUGUGCCCGGGAUCCAUCAGUUGAGAGAUGUGGGUGGAGAAGGUGUGCAGCAGGGAUUACUCAAACUCCUGGAAGGCACUAUUGUAAACGUUCCUGAAAAAAACACCAGAAAGCUGAGAGGAGAGACUGUGCAAGUUGAUACUACGAACAUCUUAUUUGUAGCUUCUGGUGCUUUCAACGGGCUGGAUCGUAUAAUCAGCAGAAGAAAGAACGAGAAGUAUCUAGGCUUUGGAGCACCAUCUAGCCUGGGUAAAGGCAGAAGGGCAGCAGCUGCAGCCGAUGUGGCCCACAUGACUGGUGGAGAGGUGGACGCCGUGGCCGAGAUUGAGGAGAAGGACCGGCUCCUGAAGCAUGUGGAGGCACGUGACCUCAUCGAGUUCGGCAUGAUACCCGAGUUUGUGGGCCGCCUGCCUGUGGUGGUGCCGCUUCACAGUUUGGAUGAGGACACACUCGUCCGCAUCCUGACUGAACCCCGCAACGCCGUGGUGCCCCAGUACCAAGCCCUCUUCAGCAUGGACAAGUGUGACCUCUCUGUGACCCCUAAUGCUCUGCGGGCUAUUGCUAGAAUGGCACUUGAACGGAAGACAGGAGCCCGAGGACUUCGAUCCAUAAUGGAGAAGCUGCUACUGGACCCCAUGUUUGAAGUCCCUCACUCAGACAUCGUAGCCGUGGAAGUAAACGAGGAAGUGGUACUGGGGAAAACAUCACCUCAGUAUGUAAGAACCCCGGCAAAAGAGGCAGCAGAGGACGAGUAUGACUCUGGGAUGGAAGAAGAGAACUGGACCAGGUUGCAGGUUGAUGCAGCCAAGAAUUGAUACAAUCAAAGUAAUCUUGUUCAUGCUUCUUGUUUAAGCUUUAAUGAUGACCUGUUUAAGUCCAUUAAGUGAUUAUUUGAGACGCGAGUACUUCUGAGGGCUCACGUACACACAGAAAUACAGCCCUAAAUGAUCUGUCCUAAUUUGUAAGCUGUAAGUUACAGUGUGGUAUAUUGCAUAUAUCCUGAAUUUCGUGAAGAAAAUAGUGUUUAAGAGAAAUGUACUAAAUUAACUACGCCUCGGAGUGAGCGACUGUUAAUAUUAAAUGUAAAAAAAAAUAUUUUAUUCUUUACUAAAUGAAUAUGACUUGUUUUGAUUUUUAUGCGCUCUUUUUGAACCAGAUAGUUAUGGAGAUUCACUCAGAAAGCAAAAUCCACAUCCAGUCAUUUUCCUUUACUAAUUAAACACGUUGGUCAUAAUGUCCCACGCAGCAGUGUAAUUAUGAUAGUUAUCAGCCGAGGUACUUUAAUUCAUUAUACAUGUUAGUUGACAGUGCUACAUGGCUCUUUUAUAGGGAAAUGACUCUGUAUUGUGGCGACCCACAUGAGCUUCCUACCAAAACUACUUUGGAAUAAGUUUUUACAGUUCUUUAUCAGAGUAUCUGCUGCUUUCACUGUUACUCAGUAUUUUUGUGCAUGGGUUUAUUUUAUGGACUGAUUUCACUGAUCAACUAAAGGCUGAUACUGAACACUGCUGACUCAUUGGUCCUUUGUUAGCUGGAAUGUAAGUAAUGUCUUCUUGCUGUAACACAUUACACGGUUCCUCCAUUUAAAUGCGUUCGGUUUUGCUUCAAGAGUAACCCACUUUUCUCUCCUGCUUGCUUGUGUGUGUGUGUGUAUAGUCUACAACUCGAUUGUAGCCUUAAAUCACUUUCUUCCUCAGAACAGUUUGGUGUAGCACCACUCAUUCUGCAGUUUUAUUAAUACAAGUGGUAUCACUGAGCCAAAUAAUGUUGAUUUUUUUUUUUUUUUUUUUUUUUUUUUU